Sarcophilus harrisii (Tasmanian devil) is the source of this 6225-nucleotide messenger RNA. It is a transcript of the gene ZNF770, whose product is annotated as zinc finger protein 770. Gene Ontology annotation, biological process: regulation of transcription by RNA polymerase II. The record is from RefSeq and is a predicted model, not a curated record. The transcript has 4 exons. Bases 1035 to 3092 code for a protein of 685 amino acids. Gene Ontology annotation, molecular function: RNA polymerase II cis-regulatory region sequence-specific DNA binding; DNA-binding transcription factor activity. NCBI's taxonomy places the organism in Eukaryota, Metazoa, Chordata, Mammalia, Dasyuromorphia, Dasyuridae.
CGGGCUUAGCCCAGUGGGUGGGUAGUACACAGUAAAUGCUUAUUAACUGGUCGGUUGAAAGGCCCCAUUUGAAACAUGUGAAUUUGUGUUUAGGCCACAAGAUGAGAGAAGAGAGACGAGAAAGUUCUAAAAAACGGAAUUCGGUUGAGUCGUUUCUGUUCCUCUGACCUGUUUCUCUCUUCACGCCACAGAGAAACGAGGAAAUCUUACUUUGGGCGGAGAUGAGCAUGUAAAAGGUUCUAUUAUUUAUAGAUACUAUGUAUCUACGGCACAGCCUCAGAAAGCUGUGGUGAGGCUCGAAUGAAAUUUAAAGUAUCUACAGCACUUUUCCAGCUUUACAACGCUAUAUAUAAAAGUCAGCUAUUAUUCAAAUUGGGGCAGUACUAGAGGAGCGUCCGAGCUCCGGAACUAAUACUAAGAGCAAUCGUUUUUAUCCGGGAGAAUUACGCGGUGCUUUCCGGUCGGAAGGAUUUAGGAAGCCUACUUCCAUUUGCGGCCGAAGAGAGGGGAGGAGGGGGAUGUCCUCUCUACCUUUUACAAUCUGUCAGGUAAAAGUAGGGAUAGUUGCUUGUCCCACCGGCUUGCUGGUCGUGCGUAUGGGGCACAGUGGCCGAGCUGAAGCCAACGCUCUUUUCUAGACACCACAAACGAUCUCGGAAGCCGCACUGGGAACCCAGAGCUAGUUUCCGCCCGGAACCUCUUUUGGGUGCUCUCCCGCGGAGCUGCGGCUGCGCACUGAGCCUCAUUGCCGCCGCCGCCGCCGCCUCUGCUCUGCCUCUGCAGCCGAAGCUGCUCCCCUUUGGCUUGUCGCUCUACUCUUCCUCGCUCUUCGCUGCCCGACUCCAGGCUCCGUAGGGAUCGGAAGGAAACGCACCAGACCAUCAGUUAGACAUCCCGGGAGGUAGGUGUAGAAGGAUAAAGUGGGUACCUACCUAGAAAGGGAAGCACCACCCGACAAGCAAAACCUAUGGAGUUUAAGAAAGCAAUGGAUUUCAAUGGAAUUCACUAAAGAAUUUUGUGACUGACGUUUUAAAAUGGUAAAAGCUCAGCAGUGUGUGGUGUCUAACAAGUUACCUAGGAAGAGGCCAUAUAUUUGUAAUAUAUGCUUCAAGCACUUUGAAACACCAUCAAAAUUAGCCAGACAUUAUCUUAUUCACACUGGUCAAAAGCCAUUUGAAUGCCAUGUGUGUCAUAAAACUUUUAGACAACUAGUUCAUCUGGAAAGACAUCAGCUAACUCACAAGCUUCCAUUUAAAUGCAGUAUUUGUCAACGACACUUUAAAAAUCUAAUAACCUUCUUGAAACAUCAGCAACUCCACAAUGAAACCUAUCAGAAUGAUGUAAAGCAAGUCAAAAGAUUGGCAGAAUCCAAGCAAGAGAAGCCAACUUAUGGAGCAUAUCGUUCUUUUUCAACAGAAGAGAGGUGGGUAUUACACCCAUCCUCCAAGUCAGAUCAUGUGUAUGGCACUGCAAGGAGAAGAAAGAAAAUCCAUGCAUGUGAUACCUGCAGCAAGAUGUUUCCAUCCCGCUCAAAGUUGGAAAGACAUUUACUUAUUCAUACUGGUCAGAAACCUUUUAAAUGUUCUCUUUGCAGCAAAUCAUUUAGACAGUCAACUCAUUUGAAAAUCCAUCAGCUAACACAUACUGAAGAGAGACCUUUUCAGUGUUGUUUUUGUCAAAAGGGAUUUAAGAUUCAGAGUAAACUUCUAAAGCAUAAACAAAUUCAUACCAGAAAAAAGAAUUUUCAAACUAUUUCAUUCAAGAAAAAGAAUACAGAGUCACGCUCAGUUCCAAUUAAAUUAAACUUAAAGCAGGAUGCUUUUGAAAAUGGUGACACACAGGAAUCCGAGGAGAAUUCUCCAAUUGAUGUUGACUCUAUUUAUAUUGUCCCUUUUCAAUGUCCAGAAUGUGAGCAGUGUUUUGAAUCAGAACAGGUUCUCAAUGUUCACAAAUGUUUGCAUUCAGGAGAUGCAAAAAAUACAAACAGCAUCAAAAGAAACCACAACUACAAAACUAAUGUUAAAGGUAAAGUUUUGACUAAGCUUAGGCGUCCUGGGGAUAAGCAGUUAGAUGCCUUUCGAUCUGACAAAAAGAAGUUUAAAACUAGGUUCUUGAAAAAUCGUGAUCAUCUUGGUGAGCAAAGCUCUGAUCAGAAUGCCUCACCUAAAACCUUUAAGAGUCCUCAUGGCAAAUUUGGAUCUUACAAAAAAGUUAAUAGUACUAAAAAGAAAAGACAUUUGCCAUUUUCCUGGCAAAAGCAAUUGCAGAGCCCUAGUGCUGAGGUUAAUUUGAAAGGUACUAUUAAUAGUGAAGGUAUUUUAAAUGCAGAUGAUUCAGUGAAUAAUGAUAUAACAAUUUAUAGUCCAUCUGGUGAGGAAUUCUUUGAUGACCCUGAUGCACUUCAACGUGCGCUUUCAACUUCCACUGAUGAUGUGCUUACAAGACAUAAAAUGUGUCCAUGUGACAAAUGUGAAAAGGUUUUUCCUUCAAUAUCCAAACUUCAGAGACACUAUCUAAUUCACACUGGACAGAGACCUUUUGGCUGUAAUGUUUGUGGGAAGUCAUUUAGACAGUCAGCUCACUUAAAAAGGCAUAAGCUCACUCACAUUGAAAAAAUCCCUUUUAAAAGGCCUAUUUACCAGGUAGAAUUUGAAAAUUUAAACAAACUUUUCACUCAUCAAGGAGAUAAUUCUCAGUUGGUGGGUUAUUCUGAGGCUUCUGAUGCUCAAGAAUAUAAGGUGACUGACUCAAGUGAAGUAUCAGAAUUCAAAGUUAGUACAGAAUCAGGGGAUUUCAUUCUUGUCACUCAUGGUAGAAAUAUGCAGCCCUAUCUGUCUAAGAAACUGUUGGAGACAGAGCAGAGGCGUUAUAGCCGUUACCACGGCUAUUCAGGAAGUGCUGAGAAGAAUGAAGGCCUGCUUUACCAGUGUAGUGUUUGUUUUAAAAGUUUCAGGUCUCCAUCCAAACUCGAAAGACACUAUUUAAUUCAUGCAGGACAGAAGCCAUUUGAAUGUUCAGUGUGUGGCAAAACUUUUAGACAGGCACCCCACUGGAAGAGACACCAGCUUACUCAUUUCAAAGAACGAUCCUAGGAAAAUAUGGCUGUCUUAAAAUUUGGUUAUGUAACUGACAGAAUCGCCAACACAAUUGGUGCUAGGCAGACCGCUGGCAAUAUCCCUGGAGAUUUAGUUUUUAAAGUCUGUUGCAUUUGGAAUGUGUGAUUAUCAGUGGGUCUACAUUAGCUGAAAGGCUGGUACUGUGUCUUAAUUGAUCUUUGUAUGCAUGCCUUUCAGCACCUAGCAUAGUGCCUUGCAUAUACUAGGCCUCAAGUGUUUGUUGAAUUGAAUGGAACUGAAAUUGAGUGAAUUAAUAUGCAAUUGCUUGUCUUGCAUGGUAAGGUCAUAGGAUGAGAAAAUAGUAAAUAUAUUGUUUAUGUGUAUCCACCCAUUUAAAAAAUGAUACUUGAGUGUCCAGUGUUUUAUUUUAAUGUUGCAAAUAUAUGUGGUGGCUAUAUUAAAAGUAUUAUUGAAAAUCAUAAUAUGAUAUUCAUUUAGUGGGAUUAUUCCUUACAUUGUGCCAUCUCUUUACAUGUACACAAAAUCCAAGAGACUGAAGAUUGUUCCCACCCAGAAAGUAAUAAACAGUCUUCACUGUGGUCCCUUUGUAUUCCAUAUGACCUGAAAGUAUAACUGACAUUUAUAUAGUCCUUUAUGGUUACAAAGUGCUUUAGAUAGAGCAUGCAUUUGAUUCUCACAACACUUUAUUGAGGUAGGUUUUGCAGGCAUUACCUCCCAUUUUUAGAUAAGGAAAUUGAUACUGAGAAGUCAAGUGAUUUUGCCCAUGGUUACACAGGUAUGUGUUUAGUGAUAGAGUGGGCCUGGGCUGAAUAUCAGGUCUUUUGACUAUUGUCCAUUUACUACUUAAUAUUCAUGGCAGAAUUCCCUAGUAGCAUUUUUUUUUUUUUAAUAAGAAUUAGUGGAAAUAAAAAUGAAUGAAAAAUUCUUAUAGCAAUAUUCUGGUUGCUAAUUUAACCUCUUUGAACCUUAUGCUUUUUCAUAAAGAGAGAAUAUGAAAUGUUUAUUGAAUUGAAUUAACUAUAGUAAUAUUGCAUUUCUUUUCAGGAGAUAGAAGCAGAUCUUUUCCUUUACCUGCUUUGGUUGAAGGUCUGGGGUUCUUAAUUUCUUGAGUCAUGGACCCCAUUGGCAGUUUCAUGAAACCUAUAAAUCCCUUUUCUUAGAAUAACAUUUUUAAAUGCAUAAAACAAAAUCCAUAGAAUUAUAAAGGACAUCAAUUAUAUUGAAAUACAGUUGCCAAAAUAUUAAGAAAGCAAGUUCUCAGACCCCCAAUUAAGAAUCCCUGAUCUCGGCAAAGGUUAUGUUUUUAAAAUACAUUUGAAAAGUGGUACAAAAGCUAGGCUUUACCCCUGCCAUGUUCAGUUGUCAGGUCAUGAAUAUUCUAUAGCUUCCUUAAUCUUUUUUAUAGUGGUGAUUAGAUUUUCAUCUUAGAAACUGAAUAAAACUCUUCAACUUACUUUAUUUAUGGUAACUACUAGAUAGGUCUACCAACAUUAUUUAGUUGCAGAUCAAUGGCCUGUCACUGAUCCCCAUCUCCCUUAUACCCGAGUUCCUUUUCAUAAAACUCCCAACUCUGCUUUUCAUGUAGUGGUGCUGCUUCAGAUAUCAACAAUCGCAUUUAGUGUGUGUUAUUUUAUCCAUCUAAAACCUCUUAUAGAAUUCUUAUGUUAGAUAAAUACUUUGGUUUUAAUCCUUUUUCAGACAAUUAUGCAGCAUUGUGAUAUAUUUGAAAGCAGAUUUGAUUUGGAGUCAAGGGAAGGCAGUCUUAGGGGUGACUGUGGGUAAGUUAUUUACUAUCUGAUUGUCAUCUGCAAAGUGAGCCAGGGUUAGAUUAGAUGAUCUAAGGUCUUGCAUAAGUCUAAAUCUAUUAUCCUAUGUAUUUGGAGAUUAUUCCUGUUUGUUAGAUGCUUAUCAUGGAGAAUGUAGUAAUCACUUUACAAAACAAUUCACGAUUUGGAAAACUUUUAUUAACUGUAAAGGAAGUGUGAAUGCAACUUUUUUUUAGAUUUAAGGAUUUGAUCUUACUUGAAAUAAGGAAUUCUGGUAAAGCAUAGAGGUAGCAAGGACUAGGAAAUAGGGAGCUGGGUUUGGAAUUAGGAAGACCUGGAUUCAAAUUCUAGGUCAACCAUUUACUAGCUUUGUGUCCCCUGCAAAUUAUUUAACUUCUAUGUACCUCAGGCAAUUUCUUUGGACUAAGGAGUUAUAGAGAAGUUGCUUUUUACUUUGGUGGAUUUAGUUAAACUCAAUGGUGUUCUUGAAGGAAAAGAACCAGCAUAUGGAAUAUAAAACAGGUGAGUACCUAUAGGAAACAAACACUGUAAGAAGUUCAUAUCCUUCCUUUUUUUUUUUUUUUUUUUUUUUAAAUUUUACUUGAGGCUCAUUUCUGAAAGAGAAUUUGGAUAUAGUAUAAAAAGUUUGAGAAUCUGUUUUGAGAGCAUCCCUAUUUUGGGGGGCUUAAUAUUUAUAAAGAAAAAAAUAUAUACAUGCACACACACAGAAAUUUGACUUUUCACAAUUUCUCUAGUAAAAAUACCCAAAUAACAGGGCUCAUUAUGUUUUUUUAAAAAAAUGUUUCCUUUAAAUAUUGAAUUUUGCUGAUGCAGGUUAAAACAUUUUCAUUUGUUAAAAAUUUGUUUUACACAUACCUUUAAAGGUUACACACACUCCUCUACAAAAUAUAACUUUAAUUUUGUCUGAAUGGAUUUGAAGAUAUUGAAUUUCUCUAGGCCUUUUAAAGAAGAAUCAUGGUUUUUACUUGCAUUGGUAUAGAUUUGGUUGAAUUUGGUUUGAAUGAAAUUUGUCCCACUCCCAGACUACAAAGAUAAAAUCAAAACAGGCUUAUGUAAUUUUUUAAAAGGAGUAAAGCUCUUGCUUACCUGUAAAUGUUAUUAUUUAAGUAAAUUUUCUGCCUAUUUUUUAAGUUGCAAAAAUCUAAAAAGUUGUCAAAGUAGAACUUUGAAGUACUUGUAACAAAUCAUCUUAUUUGUAUUGUACACUACGUGAAGAUUUUAGAAAUGUGAAUAUAUGCUACAUAAAUCUUAUUUUAAUAAGAUUAAGCAUUAGAUGUCAAAGUAACUGAUGGACUGCUGCAUGCUGAAAUCAAUUUUUUUUUUGUUUGUUUCUGAGAAGAAUAAACUUCAUAAAACUCUUU